AUGGAGAUUGAAACAAAGUUAAUCUCAAUCAAGACCAUCAAACCAUCAUCUCCAACCCCAAAAUCUCUCCAAAAAUACCAACUUUCAUUUCUCGAUCAGCUUGCUUUCACAACAUUCAUCCCCUUUGUCUACUUCUACACACCAAACCCUAAUUUUUCAAAAUCCCUAAAAUCAAACCAGCUGAAGAAAUCCCUAUCGGAGGCCCUCUCCAUAUACUACCCCCUCGCCGGCCGCCUCGUCGGCAACCUCUACGUCGAAUGCAACGACGCCGGCUUCGCCUUCAUCGAAGGCGAAGCCGACUGCGACGUCUCGCAGUUCAUCGCCGAUCCGAACGAUAAGAGCUUGGAGAAGUUUUUACCUCAGAACAAGACAAAAGAGUUCCACAAUCUUUUCCUGGCUGUUCGGGUAACCUAUUUCCGAUGCGGCGGCGUCGGCGUCGGGAUCGUUCUCUCGCACAAGAUUGUCGACGGAUUAUCGUCUCUAUCGUUUGUUAACACGUGGUCCGCCUUGGCUAGAGGCGGAGGCGGGGACGCGACGCUCCCGAAUUUCGACGUCGCCUAUGCUCCGCCGCUCGACAUCCUCAGCUUCGAGCCUCCGGUUAUGGAGUUGGCUACGGAAGAGGUCAUCUGCAAAUUCAUCACGUUCUCGGCAUCCGAGAUCGCCAGCCUUCAGGAAAGGUGA
Molecule: messenger RNA, 681 nt
Organism: Salvia splendens (bonfire salvia)
Lineage: Eukaryota; Viridiplantae; Streptophyta; Magnoliopsida; Lamiales; Lamiaceae
Product: vinorine synthase
Exons: 1
Coding region: 1-681 (226 amino acids)
Source: RefSeq, a predicted model, not a curated record